Molecule: messenger RNA, 785 nt
Organism: Drosophila miranda
Lineage: Eukaryota; Metazoa; Arthropoda; Insecta; Diptera; Drosophilidae
Product: cysteine-rich DPF motif domain-containing protein 1
Exons: 2
Coding region: 90-605 (171 amino acids)
Source: RefSeq, a predicted model, not a curated record
CAGCUGUUGAAGCAGAAAUAUUUAAGAAAUUCAUAGUUAGUUUGUUGGUAAAUUGGAGUUUUACAAAUCAAAUCAAGGGUCAUAAUAUAAUGGAGGCCGACCAGCCCAGCUCCAGCAGCAUCAGCCUCAGCAUAGACAAUGAUCUAGCCGAUGAGGAUCUCGUAUUGAAUGAUGAGUCUGCUGAAAUAGCCCGACUGCAGCUGCCCGAAGAGGAUCAGCAGCCACAAGAUAAGCUCGAACCGCUGGAGGAGGACGAGCGCAUUGCCAAGAUCGACUUCCGCUGCUCUGCCUGCGACAUGCACGAGCUCGUACACUACUUUGGACGCCAGCCGCCCUUUGCGCUUGGCAUUAAAUACCUCGAGGACACCUACGUAAUGCGCGAUCCCUUCCAGCCGCCACCGCCUCGCUGGCAGUCCAAGCCCGAGUACUACAUUGCGAUGGGCUCCAAGUGCAGCAGCUGCUCGAAGGUGGUGUGCAAAGAUGCUGCCUGUAGCUUCUACUACACAAGGACCGUUUGUCUGCCCUGUGGCAAGGCCGAGCUCAAGGAUUGGCCCGUGGAGGCACAGGCCCGUUUACGGAAACAGCUGGAGGACAAUGAUAAGUAGCCGCAGGUCUCAGGACACUAUUGGGAAUUGGAAAUUUGCAUUUAUUUAUCCGAUCUGUGGCCUAAAAGUUAACAUUUGUGAAGCGUGGGGUAGGUUAAUAGCGUCUAAUGUUUGUGCUACAAACUUGAAUGGGUGAUUAAAAAAUAAACAAACAGUGGAAUAGCCUAGGAGUUAGCCUAA